Messenger RNA from Drosophila subobscura, 913 nucleotides. RefSeq lists its product as uncharacterized. The transcript has 2 exons. The record is from RefSeq and is a predicted model, not a curated record. The coding region runs from base 251 to 883 and encodes 210 amino acids. NCBI's taxonomy places the organism in Eukaryota, Metazoa, Arthropoda, Insecta, Diptera, Drosophilidae.
GAACUCAUAACAUAUGCCAAGAAUUUUCUGUUAUAGGCCCCACCAAAUCAAAAGUAUUGAAAAUAUCGGAAUCACCGUCAACUAAAACCAACCUGAAGAAAUUUUAAUUCCUUGGGGGCUUUUCAAGGUAUAUGGCCAGUUAAGCGAGGGAAACGAAAUUCGUCAUAGAGAGCUGAAGCAGGAUAUAAAGAGGCUUUCGCCUGAAGGAGAAACCCAUAAAGAAUUACUAAAAGUUCUGAAAGCAGCUGACAUGGAUGAGAUUGGUGGGGAAGAGCAUCUAAAGCAAAAGCAUAUGGGAAAGCCAACUGCUGAUAUAGAAAACAGUUGCCCAGAGAAGGCUGACCUCGAUCAAGAACUGAUUGAGACUGAGAAGGAGAACCAUGAGGAGGAAAACCCCGAAAAAGAUUUAUUGAUUCGCAAUGGGAGGCUCGGCAUUCUGGAAUUGAUCAACGAAAAUGAGGUAACUUUGAACUCGGCGACCUCUUUCCUACAUAACUUGCUUGAACAGACACAGGGAACUGCGCCGGACCAUGCACAAUUUUUCCUAAAAGAGAUACUCGAAGAGCAGAAAACCAACUCGGACCAAGAAGAUGACUUAAUCGAGGCGAUGCCAAUGGGAGAAGACGACGCCACAAAAAAGUGGAUUAAAGAGUACAAAGAAAAGAAUCCGAUGACCAUCUUGAGCGAUGAGGAUUUGGACCAUUUGGCCAACGGAGAGUCCAUUUUUCUGGAGAUGACACACGACCAGAUGCAGCAAUACAACGCCGAGCAAGACCUUAGAUUGGAAAUGUACCUAUUUCUGUGCAACGGCUUUGUCAAUGGUCUCUUAAUGGCAGUUGGUUGCCUCAUGGUCGGCACCACUCUAGAUUAUUUGUUUCGUUAGGCACCAGCCCCUGCCGACAGGGGAACAAUA